UUUUACCAAGAAGAGAAGAAAAAUACAAACAUCCUACCUAUUAUCAUUCAUAUAUUCAUUUCACGUUCCAUAUCCAUGAUUUGUGAAACUUGUUUUGUUUAUUUUAUUAUUAUACUGUUCUAGUUUUUUCAACUGUUUUGAGGUAAACAUCACUAUGAUUUAUUCUUUGUUCUUCUCCUUAUUCAUCCUUCAAUCACACUCUAGUUUCAUCUUUCCAUAUAUAUUAAGGAUAUGUUAACAAACCUUGAGUGAAAAAGCUGAAAAUUGAUCUUGUUGGACAGAUUGAAAGGUUAUCUAAUAUUUACUUUAAUAAUGAAGCAAAGUGCUUUUUGCAAAACUUUUCUUUGUUUUCAAAUGUGAUGUUUGCAGCAAUCAUCUACUUUUCAGUGUAGUAGGUACACAGAAACACAUAUGCAACCUAUAGUUUCUACAGACUAAAUGUUAUACAGCAAAUAGUUCACAUUGUAAGGUAUACUUUUUUUCUUUCUUUCUAUGUAUAUAUAUGAUAAUUGAUUAACCUCCACAAUUUAAGGAAUAUUUUUUUUCAGUAGAGACAUAGCUUUGUUUCCCCUUAUGUGACAGAGUUUGAGCAGCAAAAGAAGCUAAAAAAGAAGAUGGAGGAUUAUUGGAGCAUUAUUUGUUCCGAGAAUGGAGGAAAUCUUUUCGGUUAUGAUUUCAAGUUAUUGACCGAUCCCUCCUCGUGCAUUAAUCAUUUUUUGCUCAUUUUCUUUGAUUUCUUAAUGGUGAUAAUGUUAACAAUCAUCAUGUUCCAAAAUUCUUCCUCGAGACCCUUUUGGAGUCUAGUAAGAUAUUCAAACUUGCAGCUAGUUUCUUCCAUAACCAACGGCUCUCUUGGUUUCUUGCAUUUAUGCUUAGGAAUUAGGGACUUAGAACAAAAGAUAAGGAAAAACCACAAUGCCUUUCCUAUUAAUUGGUGGUUACUCGAACUCUUUCACGGUUCAACAUGGUUGUUUGUAAGUUUAACUAUAAGUCUUCGGAUAAAACAACUUCCACGAGCAUGGUUGUUACUGUUUUCUAUUGUAAUGUUCAUUGUUGCUUGUAUAUUAUGUGUUUUAUCAAUGUUGUAUGCAAUUGGAAGCAGAGAAUUGUCUCUCAAAGCCGCUUUAGAUGUUAUAUCUUUUCCAGGAGCAACUUUGCUUCUGUUAUGCACUUACAAAGCAUGUAAACGUGAAGACGGCGAUGCUGACAGAGAAACUACUGAAAGGCUUUAUACUCCCUUAAAUAGCCAGUUCAAUGAUAUUUCUCAAUGUCAUGUCACCCCAUUUGCCAAAGCUGGAUUCUUUAGUAAGAUAUCUUUUUGGUGGUUGAAUCCGUUGAUGAAAAGGGGUCAACAAAAAACACUUCAAGAUGACGAUAUCCCAAAGUUAAAAGAGUCUGAACGAGCAGAAAAUUGUUAUUUUGCCUAUGAAGCAUCAAGACACUCAUCGGUAUUAUGGACAAUAAUUUUGUGCCAUAGGAGAGAUAUUCUGAUAACGGGAUUCUUCGCUUUGCUCAAGGUACUUGCAAUAUCUUGUGGCCCUCUACUUCUGAAUGCGUUUAUAUUAGUUUCUGAAGGUAAUGAAAGUUUCAAAUAUGAAGGCUAUGCAUUGGUUAUAUUACUUUUCUUCAUAAAGAUCAUAGAGUCCUUAUCACAAAGACAAUGGUAUUUCCAAUGUAGACUUGUUGGGAUGAAAGUGAGAUCACUACUUACCGCAAACAUUUAUAAAAAGAUACUAAGGCUAUCCAAUUCUGCUAGAUUGAUUCACUCUAGUGGUGAGAUAAUGAAUUACAUAACUGUGGAUGCUUAUAGAAUUGGAGAAUUUCCAUUCUGGUUUCACCAGACAUGGACGACAAUCCUUCAAUUGUGUAUUGCAUUAGUAAUUCUUUACCGAGCAAUUGGACUAGCAACAAUAGCUUCAAUGGUGGUGAUAGUUCUGACUGUGCUUUGCAACACUCCAAUAGCAAAGUUACAAAACAAGUUUCAGAGCGAACUUAUGGUGGCACAAGACGAGAGAUUGAAGGCUAGUUCCGAGGCUCUUGUGAAUAUGAAAGUGCUCAAGUUAUAUGCAUGGGAAAACCAUUUUAAAAAUGCUAUAGAAAAGUUGAGAAAUGCAGAACUCAAAUUGAUAUCAUCGGUUCAAUUAAGUAGGGCAUACCUUCUCUUCCUCUUUUGGAGCUCACCGGUGUUGGUGUCUGCUGCUUCUUUUCUAGCAUGUUACUUCCUUAAAAUUCCUUUGCAUGCAAGUAAUGUUUUCACUUUUGUGGCAACAUUAGGCCUUGUUCAAGUGCCAAUUACAGGUAUACCGGAUGUUAUUACGGUGAUCAUUCAAGCAAAAGUUGCAUUUGCUCGGAUAUGUAAUUUCCUUGAGGCACCAGAACUAAAGAGUGAAAGUUUCAAUAACAUCAUCUGUAAUGACAACCUCAGGGGCUCAGUUUUAAUAAAAUCAGCCGACUUUUCAUGGGAAGGUAAUGCAUCAAAGCCAACACUAAGAAACAUAAACUUGGAUGUUAGACGUGGGCAAAAGGUGGCUAUUUGUGGAGAAGUUGGCUCAGGAAAAUCAACGGUAUUAGCAACAAUUCUUGGAGAGGUUCCUAAUACAAAGGGAACUAUUGAUAUUUACGGGAAGUUCGCAUAUGUUUCUCAAACAGCAUGGAUACAAACAGGUACAAUACGGGAAAAUAUUUUGUUUGGAUCGGAGUUGGAUGAUCAAAGAUAUCAAGAAACACUUCAAAGGUCAUCAUUGGUAAAGGACCUUGAGUUACUUCCCUAUGGCGAUCUCACAGAAAUAGGCGAGAGAGGAGUUAAUUUAAGCGGAGGUCAGAAGCAGCGAAUUCAACUAGCUCGUGCUCUUUAUGAGAACGCUGAUAUAUAUCUCUUGGAUGAUCCGUUUAGUGCUGUUGAUGCACAUACGGCAAAAAGUUUGUUCAAUGAAUACAUCAUGGAAGGACUCAAAGGGAAAACCGUCUUACUCGUGACUCAUCAAGUCGACUUUCUGCCAGCAUUUGAUUUUGUUUUGUUAAUGUCAGAAGGGGUAAUCCUACAAGAAGGUCCAUAUCAGCAGCUUUUGACGACAAGCCAAGAAUUCCAAGACCUUGUCAAUGCUCACAAGGUUACCGAUGGUUCAAACCAGCUUGCAAAUGCUACUUUUUCUCAAGCUUCUAUAAAGAUUACACAAGCUUUAGUAGAAAAUAAGGGUAAAGAAGCAAAUGGAAAUCAAUUAAUCAAGCAAGAAGAAAGAGAGAAAGGAGACAAAGGGUUGAAGCCGUACUUACAAUAUCUGAAUCAGAUGAAAGGCUAUAUAUUCUUCUUCGUGGCUUCCCUUGGUCACCUUAUUUUUCUGGUUUGUCAGAUAUUGCAAAACUCAUGGAUGGCUGCUAAUGUAGACAAUCCUCGUGUCAGCACGUUGCAGUUGAUUUUAGUUUACUUCCUACUUGGAGCUUCUUCGGCAUUUUUCAUGUUGACUAGAAGUCUAUUUGUAGUUGCUUUGGGUCUUCAAUCCUCAAAAUUCUUAUUUCUACAGUUGAUGAACUCCCUCUUUCGUGCACCGAUGUCUUUUUAUGACGCUACACCAUUGGGAAGGAUACUAAGUAGGGUUUCAUCUGAUCUGAGCAUUAUGGAUCUUGACAUCCCAUUUAGCCUCACUUUUGCGGUUGGAACCACUAUGAAUUUUUAUUCUAGUCUUGCAGUUUUAGGAGUUGCAACUUGGCAAGUAUUGAUUGUUGCGAUACCAAUGGUUUACGUUACAGUUCGCUUGCAGAGAUACUACUUCACCGCAGCAAAAGAAGUGAUGCGGAUAAGUGGCACAACGAAAUCCUUUCUAGCUAAUCAUGUAGCUGAAACUGUUGCCGGAGCAGUGACAAUAAGGGCUUUUGAGGAGGAAGAUCGUUUCUUUCAGAAGAAUCUUGAUCUAAUUGACAUUAAUGCUAGUGCAUUUUUUCAUAAUUUUGCCUCAAACGAGUGGUUGAUCCAACGGUUAGAAACAAUUGGUGCAGGUGUUCUUGCCUCUGCAGCACUUUGCAUGGUUAUACUUCCAUCAGGGACUUUCACCUCUGGAUUUAUUGGCAUGGCUCUAUCUUAUGGCCUUGCACUAAAUUCUUACUUAGUAAAUUCAAUUCAAUGUCAGUGCACUCUUGCAAAUCAGAUAAUAUCAGUUGAGAGGCUAGAUCAAUAUAUGCAUAUACAAAGUGAGGCCAAAGAAAUCGUAGAAGGAAAUCGCCCUCCUUUGAACUGGCCAAUUGCAGGCAAAGUAGAAAUAAAUGACUUGAAGAUACGAUACAGGCCUGACGGACCACUUGUACUUCAUGGUAUCACAUGCACAUUUGAAGCAGGUCACAAGAUUGGUAUUGUCGGAAGAACAGGCAGCGGGAAAUCCACUCUUAUUAGUGCUUUAUUUCGUCUUGUGGAACCAACAGGAGGAAACAUUAUGGUUGAUGGCAUAGACAUCUCAUCUAUUGGCCUUCAUGAUUUGAGGUCGCAUUUUGGGAUUAUACCUCAAGAUCCUACGCUUUUUAACGGGACAGUCAGAUAUAACUUGGACCCUUUAUCUCAACACAGUGAUCAAGAGAUAUGGGAGGUUCUUGGAAAGUGUCAAUUGCGAGAAGUUGUCCAAGAGAGAGACGAGGGCUUAAACUCCUCAGUUGUUGAAGAUGGAUCAAACUGGAGCAUGGGACAAAGGCAGUUAUUCUGUUUGGGGCGUGCGCUUUUAAGGAGAAGUCGAAUAUUGGUACUCGAUGAAGCAACUGCAUCGAUUGAUAACUCAACUGAUCUGAUUCUGCAGAAAACCAUUAGAACUGAGUUUGCAGAUUCUACGGUGAUCACAGUAGCUCACAGGAUACCGACUGUGAUGGAUUGCACUAUGGUUCUUUCAAUCAGUGAUGGAAAACUGGCGGAGUAUGACGAGCCAACAAACUUGAUGAAGAGAGAAGAAUCGUUGUUCAGGAAACUUGUCAAGGAAUACUGGUCUCAUUUUCAGUCUCCAGAGUCACAUUGAUGUCUACAAUAAUUUUUUCUAUACCGUCUCUAUUCUCUCUCUCUCUUUUCCUCUUUUGCGUUAGCAAUAAGUCCAGAUUGUUAUGUUAAGCUCUGAAUUAAAUCUCUAGCCACAUGCCUAUUAGCUUAAGAUCAUCUACUGUUACGAAUCGGAGAUCAGCUAAGCUAUACCACUUUCAGUUAUCUAUGACGGUUGGCUGAAGGACCAAAAUACAUAAUGUAGAAAAAUAGACUGAUAUAUUUUCAAUUCAUCCCUCAAAUGAUCAAAGAGUUCAAUUUAAAUA
Messenger RNA from Medicago truncatula (barrel medic), 5274 nucleotides. RefSeq names its product ABC transporter C family member 10. The transcript is spliced from 11 exons. The coding region runs from base 615 to 4991 and encodes 1458 amino acids. Gene Ontology annotation, biological process: transmembrane transport. Gene Ontology annotation, molecular function: ATP hydrolysis activity; ATP binding; ABC-type transporter activity. The record is from RefSeq and is a predicted model, not a curated record. Gene Ontology annotation, cellular component: membrane. Lineage: Eukaryota; Viridiplantae; Streptophyta; Magnoliopsida; Fabales; Fabaceae.